This is a messenger RNA of Macadamia integrifolia, 639 nucleotides long. Its product is annotated as LOB domain-containing protein 1-like. The transcript has 2 exons. Lineage: Eukaryota; Viridiplantae; Streptophyta; Magnoliopsida; Proteales; Proteaceae. The record is from RefSeq and is a predicted model, not a curated record. Bases 1 to 639 code for a protein of 212 amino acids.
AUGGACUCACAUGUACUCAUCAAUUCUGUGAUCUCAUCCCCAUUUUUCACCUCCCCUUCUACUUCAUCAACUUCACCCCAAUCAUCAUCUAUAGGUCAUCCUCCAUCUCAUGAUGAUGAAUCUCCUCCUCCUGCUCUUGUGAUCAGACCUUGUGGUGCUUGUAAAGGCCUCCGUCGACGAUGUGUUGAAGCAUGCAUCCUGGCACCAUACUUCCCCCCGACGGAACCCCUUAAGUUCUUGGCUGUGCACAGGGUGUUUGGAGCUAGUAAUGUAGUCAAGUUCUUGCAGGGACUUUCACAGUCUCAAAGAGCUGAUGCUGUGGAUAGUAUGGUUUACGAGGCGAUGACAAGGAUUAGAGACCCAGUGUAUGGGUGUGCAGGUGUAAUUUGUAAUCUGCAGAAACUCAUAAACCAGCUUCAGAUGGAGUUGGCUACUACAAAGGCUCAAUUUCUCAAUGUGACAUCUCAACAGGAGAACCUGCAAGAGACCAACAUAAGGGAAAAGAAAGCUCAACUGCCCACAUUGCAACAAUCAUCACUAGAAGACUUCAUGUUUUGUAGUAGUCCUUAUUCCUUCCAGAAUUGCGAAAACUUCUCAUGGGACAACUCAUUUCUUCCCUUUGAUGAUGGAGGGAUUUAG